AAUAAAUUGGCCAGGGGAGAUAGGUCCGAUGGGAUGGUCUUUAAUGGGCUUUCAGAGCCCCUUCAAGUGCGCAUUGUUUGCUCAAAACGGGAACAAUGAUGACCUAAUCAAAGAAUCCGGCGAGAAGGAACGGCCAAAUGGGUUCGUCAACGGUGACGGUGGCGAUUUUGAUUCGAAGAAGGAUCGGCGGCCUGCAUUUAAUUUCAGGUGGGGUGAGCUGCUGGACCUCGACCCCGAAAAUAUCCUGGUCGUUGGAUUGACGGGUUUGCUGGGGUGGGCCAGUGCCCAAUUAAGUUCUGUGGCAGCUCUUCUUUAUCUCGGUGGCCAUUCUGGUUGCUGCUCUCAAGUACACUUUCAUUGCUACUCUCCUCAUUUUCAUUCUUAUUACCCUUCUUUGAAUCUCUGCUCUACAUCAUUUGUGUAAAUUUUUUUCCCUCAAAAUUGUAAUGUUACUUUAGGAGCUCAAGAUGAUUGGGAGGUGUUGUGACUUAUUUUUAUAUUAUAUAUAUAUAUAUAUAUAUAUAUAUCCUCAAUGCAGAUUUAUCAGGCUUGUUCUUAUAAUCAUGUUUACCAAAGUAGAGAUGAAGUAAUAAAGGUGCAGAGUAUAUAUGAUUGUCAAAACGAGAAAGCUUUUGUGUAUAUUAAGCCGUCAAUAAUCAAUUCUGUGCUUG
Rubroshorea leprosula is the source of this 671-nucleotide messenger RNA. NCBI's taxonomy places the organism in Eukaryota, Viridiplantae, Streptophyta, Magnoliopsida, Malvales, Dipterocarpaceae. The record is from the annotation of a GenBank genome assembly.